Tripterygium wilfordii is the source of this 867-nucleotide messenger RNA. Its product is annotated as photosystem I reaction center subunit II, chloroplastic-like. The record is from RefSeq and is a predicted model, not a curated record. NCBI's taxonomy places the organism in Eukaryota, Viridiplantae, Streptophyta, Magnoliopsida, Celastrales, Celastraceae. Bases 118 to 759 code for a protein of 213 amino acids. The transcript has a single exon. Gene Ontology annotation, cellular component: photosystem I reaction center; photosystem I. Gene Ontology annotation, biological process: photosynthesis.
GUCCAACCCAUAUCACCUUAUCCACAACCACACCCCUCCAAAACCACAUACUCCCAACCGAACCAUCUUUCUCUAUUACACAUUCUCAUCAGAUCACACAAACUCAAUCAAGCAGCCAUGGCCAUGGCAACCCAAGCCACUCUCUUCACCUCCACAACCUUCACCACCCCAAACCACAACACCCCAUCAGUCUUUCCAUGGAAACAACCCUCAAUUUCAACACCCUUUACUCCCAAAACUCUCAAGCUCGCCGCACCACAACGCGCAACAAUCAGGGCAGCAGCAGCAGGUGGGAAAACCGAUUCACCAACCGCAGAGGCUCCAGUCGGGUUCACCCCACCCGAACUCGACCCGACCACCCCAUCCCCAAUAUUUGCUGGCAGCACUGGUGGGCUUUUGAGAAAAGCCCAAGUGGAGGAGUUUUAUGUGAUCACAUGGGAGUCACCAAAAGAACAGAUCUUUGAAAUGCCAACCGGGGGUGCAGCCAUCAUGAGGGAGGGUCCGAACCUGCUGAAAUUGGCUAGGAAAGAGCAGUGCUUGGCUUUGGGUACUAGGCUUAGGUCUAAGUACAAGAUUAAUUACCAGUUUUAUAGGGUUUUCCCUAAUGGAGAGGUUCAGUACUUGCACCCAAAAGAUGGGGUGUACCCAGAGAAGGUGAACCCUGGACGUGAAGGUGUGGGUCUGAAUUUGAGGUCCAUUGGAAAGAAUAUUAACCCAAUUGAGGUUAAAUUCACUGGCAAACAAGUCUAUGACUUGUGAGUGAUGCUUUAUAUAAUUUGUAUGUCAGUAUUUAUUGAAGUUUAUGUCGUACUUUUCAAUUCUUUUUCAAACAAGCUAUAUCAGAAAUUGUUAAAAACUCUGUUUAUA